Tilletiopsis washingtonensis is the source of this 3980-nucleotide messenger RNA. RefSeq names its product potassium/sodium eff. NCBI's taxonomy places the organism in Eukaryota, Fungi, Basidiomycota, Exobasidiomycetes, Entylomatales. Gene Ontology annotation, molecular function: ATP hydrolysis activity; ATP binding; P-type calcium transporter activity. The coding region runs from base 298 to 3858 and encodes 1186 amino acids. The transcript has 5 exons. The record is from RefSeq and is a predicted model, not a curated record. Gene Ontology annotation, biological process: intracellular calcium ion homeostasis; calcium ion transmembrane transport. Gene Ontology annotation, cellular component: plasma membrane.
AUCGUCGGCGCCGCGUCGUCCACGGCUGUGCUCCUGCCCCGUCCGGCCCGCCUCCGCCUCUCGUCGCCGUCGCCGCCGGCAUCUUGCGGACACUCAUAAGCCCUCGCCGCCGCCCCGGGCCCGUCCUCUCUCCCCACAUCGACCUCGCAAGUCUCCCUGCUCUCCCCUCUCUCCCACCCGCGCUCCCUUGCGCGCGCUCUUCUCUCCACGCGCGAGCACCCCUCCGCGCUCACCACUACCACCCCUGCGAGUUCACUCGAGCCGCACGCGCGCACGCAGCGCCCACCACCACACCCCAUGUCGGCGCUUCCUGAGCGAUCCGAGACGAUGACGCAGGCAACGACCGUCGACGGGCGCGGCAGCUCGCCGGAGCGCACGCCGUCGAACGAGAAGCCCUCGCCGUCCAGCGGCGGCGGCAACGCCGACGGCGACCCGAGCAAGGCGCCGCAGGGCCCCAUCGAGAAGGAGGAUGCGCUCGAGCGCGCCUACCAGUUCCCCUCUGCCGCCGUCGUCGAGGCGCUCGGCAGCGACGAGACGCAGGGCCUCAGCGACGCCGAGGCCAAGCGCCGCCCCGAGGAGUACGGCCCCAACCAGCUCGAGGGCGGCGACGAGAUCAGCAAGAUCCAGAUUCUCAUCCACCAGGUCGCAAACGCCAUGACGCUCGUGCUCAUCCUCGCCAUGGCCGUCGCCUUCGGCAUCCAGUCGUGGAUCGAGGGCGGUGUGCUUGCCGGUGUCGUGGCCAUCAACGUGCUUGUGGGCUACUUCCAGGAGCUCAGCGCCGAGAAGACGAUGAACGCCCUCCGCUCGCUCGCCUCGCCCACUGCGCGCGUCAUCCGCGACGGUCACUCUAGCCUGAUUCCCGCCGGCGAGCUUGUGCCCGGCGACGUCAUCGAGCUCAACGUCGGCGACACGAUCCCCGCCGACGUGCGUCUCGUCGAGGCCAUGAACUUCGAGUCUGACGAGGCCCUCCUGACCGGCGAGUCGAUGCCCGUGGCCAAGGACGCCUCGCUGGCCUUCGGCCGCGCCGACGGCGGCGAGGUCGACGUGGGCGUCGGAGACCGCAUCAACAUGGCCUAUUCGUCCGCCAACGUGACCAAGGGCCGCGCGACGGGUGUCGUCGUGGGCACGGGCAUGAAGACGCAGAUCGGCCUUAUUGCUGAGGCGCUGCGUGGCGCCGACCGCGCGCAGAAGGUGCGCGACGUCAAGCGCAACGCGCACGGCAAGGCCGGCCCGCACCGCUACGUGCAGGCGGGCGCGCUCACCGCCUGGGACAAGAUCGCCCGCUUCCUCGGCCUUACCAAGGGCACGCCGCUGCAGCGCAAGCUCUCGCUGCUCGCCGUGGCGCUCUUCUUCAUCGCCGUCAUCUUUGCCAUCAUCGUGUUCCUGGGAAACCUUGACGCCAACGCCUCGCCGUGGUCGUCGCAGGAGGUCGCUAUCUACGCCGUCGCCACGGGCACUUCCAUGAUUCCCGCCUCUCUUACCGCCGUCCUGACGAUCACGAUGAGCAUGGGCUCGCGCGCCAUGGUGAAGCGCCACGUCAUCGUGCGCAAGCUCGAGUCGCUCGAGGCCCUCGGCGGUGUGACGGACAUUUGCUCGGACAAGACCGGCACGCUGACGCAGGGCAAGAUGGUCGUGCGCAAGGCCUGGGUGCCCGCCACGGGCGUGUACACGGUCAGCGCCACGAACGAGCCCUUCAACCCGACCCUCGGCGAGAUCACGCGCGGCAAGGCCGAGCCCCGCUCGCUCCCGAAGGGCAAGGACGGCCGCCCGAUCGAGGACGAGGACGACAACGACGAGACGGUGACCGACGGCCAGGCCGGCCCGUCGAAGAUUCGCGACAACAAGCACUUUGUCAACUUCCUCAACGUCUCGACGCUCUGCAACCUGGCCAAGGUCUUCCGCGAGAAGGAGUCGGGCGAGUGGACCGCGCACGGCGACCCGACGGAGUGUGCCAUCCAGACCUGGGCCUGCCGCUUCGGCUGGGCGCGCUCGAACCUGACGCACAUUGGCAACAAGGCCGCCGACGAGGACGCCGAGGUGCCCGACGACAAGGAGAAGGAGCUCGAGAAGGCCAAGGGCGACGCGCCGUGGCGCCAGAUUGCCGAGUACCCGUUCGACAGCAGCAUCAAGCGCAUGGCCGUCACCUACCACCACAACGAGACGAACAGCGACUGGGCCAUGAUGAAGGGCGCCACCGAGCGCGUCAUUGAGAUGUGCCGCGUCUCGCAGCACGCCGACUCGCAGGAGGAGAUGACCGAGGAGUACAAGGAGCGCAUCAUGGACAACGCCGAGGCGCUCGCCUCGACCGGCCUGCGCGUGCUGGCCCUCGCUCAGCGCGAGCUCUCCUCGUCCGAGGCCAGCCAGGGCACCGAGCUCAAGCGCGAGGACGUCGAGAAGGACAUGAUCUUCCUCGGCCUCGUCGGCAUCUACGACCCGCCGCGCCCCGAGACCGCCGGUGCGGUUCAGAUGUGCAAGACUGCUGGCAUCAAGGUUCACAUGGCCACUGGCGACCACAUCUCGACUGCCCGCGCCAUUGCUGUCGAUGUCGGCAUCGUGCCGCGCCACACCGCCCACCUGUCGAAGCGCGAGGCCGACGCUCUCGUCAUGACGGCGUCGCAAUUCGACAAGAUGAGCGAGGAGGAGAUCGACGACCUGCCGCAGCUGCCGCUCGUGAUCGCCCGCUGCUCGCCGCAGACCAAGGUCCGUCUCAUCGAAGCCCUCCACCGUCGCGGCCUCUACGCCGCCAUGACCGGCGACGGAGUCAACGACUCGCCAUCGCUCAAGCAGGCCGACGUCGGCAUUGCCAUGGGCCAGGCCGGCUCGGACGUCGCCAAGGACGCCUCGGACAUUGUGCUCACCGACGACAACUUCGCCAGCAUUCCCAACGCGAUCGAGGAGGGCCGCCGCAUGGCCGACAACAUCAAGCGCUUCGUGCUGCACCUGCUCGCGCAGAACAUCGCGCAGGCCUGCGUGCUGCUCAUCGGUCUCGCGUUCAAGGACGAGGACCCGGGCUUCUCCGUGUUCCCGCUGUCGCCCAUCGAGGUCAUCUGGAUCAUCAUGAUCACGUCCGGCCUGCCCGCCAUGGGUCUCGGCCUGCAGCCGGCCGAGGAGGACGUGAUGCGCCGCCCGCCGGACGACCUCAAGUGGGGCCUCUUCGCGCCCGAGGUCAUGGUCGACACGGUCGUGUACGGCUUCUGGAUGGCCGCGCUCGUGCUCGCCACCUUCACGCUCUCGCUCUUCGGCUUCGGCCCCUCGGAGCUCGGCAUGAACUGCAACCGCUCGCUGGCGCCCGGCGACGGCUGCGAGAACGUGUACCGCGCGCGUGGCGCCUGCUUCACCUUCCUCACCUGGGCCUCGGUGCUGCUGGCGUGGGAGGUGGUGAGCAUGCGCCGCUCCUUCUUCCGCAUGCGCAACACGCACCCCAUCUGGCAGCAGUGGGCCGUCGACGUGUACCGCAACAAGGCGCUCUUCUACUCGGUCGUCUUUGCGCUCGUCACCGUCUUCCCGAUCCUCUACAUUCCGGGCCUCAACCGCUACAUCUUCCUGCACCAGGGCAUCAGCUGGGAGUGGGCCAUCGUCAUCGUCUGCGUCGUGCUCUUUGUCAUGGGCAUCGAGGCGUGGAAGUGGGGCAAGCGCGUCUACUUCCGCCGCCACGAGGUCGACACGGUGCGCGCCGCCGACGAGGAGGCCGCGCUCGACAAGACGCCGGCGGCCACGCGCGCCAAGAACACGCCCAUGGGCUCGCGCAGCCAGACGCUCGAGGUCGCCAAUGGCAACGCCCGCAUGGGCCGCCCGAUGGAGGACGACCUGCCGCGGCGCCUGAGCGAGCGCCUCACGACUUUCGCCGAGAAGGCAUGAGGGCCGGCGGCGUGCUGCUGCCGUCCCGUUGCGAUACCCUGCUGCGCUGCAUCCGCCUCCUGCCUCUCUGUACAACCAUCUGCCUCCUGUUCCCCUGCAUCGUCGAAGAAUAGACUCAUCUC